Molecule: messenger RNA, 3032 nt
Organism: Anopheles gambiae (African malaria mosquito)
Lineage: Eukaryota; Metazoa; Arthropoda; Insecta; Diptera; Culicidae
Exons: 6
Coding region: 785-2530 (581 amino acids)
Source: RefSeq, a predicted model, not a curated record
GCAUGGGUGUCAGUGUAUAGCGUGGCUUUCGUUCAGCUCGGUCGUUCGGUUGUGCCUAGCGCGGCAAUCCACUGAUGGACCGCUGCCGUCUUCAGUGGCUGCAGAUUCGCAACUGUUUGUGUAUAGUCUGCGUGCUAUUUUGUUCCUCGGAAACAUUAUAAAUCGCCUGAGCACGUAAAUAUUCGCUCCCGAAUAAGCGCACAAGCUGCCAAGCAUUACUUGACGGUUAACGUUUUCACUGCUUUCCAAAGAGUCUGCUAAUAUGGAUUGUAGUUUUUUCCCAAGCGUGCCAUCCUAAGUCUACCAUACACAAACGAAAUCCAAUAUACCGUUUCAACAUAUAUGCUGUUUGAGUGAUUGCACUAAAACUUAAAGCAUCGAACUGAGGUGGUACGAAGGAAGAUUAUAGGUUUAUUAUUAAACAGUGUGUUUAGUGUGUUUAUUUUGUUUGAUUAAUAAUGUGUUAGAAAAUGUGCUAUAAGUGUUUGUGCAUGUGUGCAUCAGUGUGGGCAGUGUAUGUGUUGAGUGAAAGCAAAAAAGAUCGUAAAUUAACUGAUUGUUAAGUGAAACAACAAACAACCGAAAUAAGUUAUAGUUUUUGAGUAGCGCUCUAAUUGAGUUCACAUCAACCUAGUACAUCCGAUACAUUGUCCCGGUAUAAAGUCACUCAGAUUGUUUGUUCGUAGAGAUAGUGAUACACCAUCUGCACUUAUGCUCAAGCUAUCGGGUAACUCCGCAUCCGAUACCAACCCGGUGUUGAGCAGCGGACACUUCCAGCGGGAACAUGAACUUUGUGAAACCGUACAAAAGUAUCUGCUUCAUUUUUCUGGGUUUGCUAUCAGCACUGAAAUGUCAGUCAUUAGAAAGCGCAGACUUGCAUCACCUAUCGGAUCGAGAAAAAGUGGAAGCUCUAGUAAAACAAUGGGCUCCAUUAGUGUGGUUGGCACCGAAUGAAAAAUACAUGCCCGGCGAUGUUUCGAAAUUUCUUGAGCAUGUACACGCAGAGGAAGCGAAAGUGGUCACCGUUUAUCCGGGCAGUGAAAUUACAGAGCUUGAUGAUCUCAAAUACUACGACAAUGAUAUGACCAACGAACUGUCCUACUAUGACCCAGCGGACCAGCGGCAAGGACGGUUUCGCAAUAAACGCAACUUCAAGGAUUCCGCUGUAUCGUUGGAUUUACUGUUUGAUCUACCAAUCGGCAAUGAGUCCAAGAAUUGGUAUCUAGUGACCAACAGCGACAUCGAUGAGCUAAUCACUCGUAAGGAAUCCUUCAUCCACGGCCAGAAUCCGCUCAACGAAAAUGUGCCAAUCUACGCGGUGGUCAGCAUGUGCAAGCAUUCCCCCUCCGAAAUGUCGCACAAGCCCGAUCAAAGUUUGUCCUUUUCCCAACCAACCACAACGACCGAAUAUCCAUCAACUCAUCUGCUUCACAAUACAAACAAUCAGGAAAAUGAGGUAGCAUACACAGUGAAAGAACGACCACAGUUUAAGCGGAAUCCUUACGCCCCAACGCCCAAGAACAUUUUUGAACUGCAACCGAACCUGCGGCAGACGAUCAAUAAGGUAGAAAAAAGUAUCCGACUGAUACGCAAGAAGCGGGAACUUGAGGAGUCCAUAAAACUGCACGACGAAACAGUUCACAACACAGAUCUGCCGUCUAAACAAAGUGCAGAAGAUUUGACCGUAGGAAGAAGAGUUUUUAUCAAUUCCGACGAAGGAAAUGGUAAGCAAAAUUUCAACUCCAACACGGACAAUUCCAUCGAAAAUACACCACGAAGUGAAGAAAAUGAAGAAUGGGAAACAAUCACCGAACGGAGACACGAUACGGAACGAUAUGGCGACGAAGCUUCGCACGAUUUCCCCCACUUUCACGUCACAUACUGGAUGUUCUAUCCCUAUAGUCAGGGGAAGGUGAUGUGCACAAUUGACCUGGGACCGUUCGGUCCAUGGCCGAUUCCUUUAAUAUUUGGCAUGUGUCUCGGCACAAAAAAAGAAUUUGGCAGCCACGUAGGCGAUUGGGAGCAUAUGAGUUUAUACUUCCGAGGCAGAAAGGAACCAGAUGAAAUGUAUGUGUCGGCUCACGAUGCUGGAGCAUUUUAUUCAUAUGAAAGGCUUACGGGAACGUUCGAAUAUCACAGCCAGGAAACAAGGAAAGGAAUUCUUCAGCAGCCAACGUUCCCCAAAACAGUCGUCACAUCUAGCAAUCAUCCGGUGCUUUUCGCCGCUGAAGGUUCCCAUGGUCUGUGGACUGCACCGGGUAAACACAAAUUCGUACGCGUUCCGCGGCUGUACGAUAUUAACGGAUUCGGUAUGCCAUGGUCAACCUGGAGAAACGUUCAGAUCAUCUACGAGAAUGGUGCUCAAGGGCGCAGCUCAUUACAACCCAAAUGGAUGAAAUUCAACGGACGAUGGGGUAAUCCAAAAACAAAAUGCCAUCCACUGAAAAGGAUCGGUUUGCACAUCUGUGAACUUACCGAUGGACCAACUGGAAUUCCUCGGAAGAAACACCAUUUUAAGUGCAAAGCAUGAGGCGGACCAUACCUGCAUGAAACGCCGCUUACGUGUGAGAAUUAUUAUGUUGAUAGAAUACCAGUUCCUGGGAGUUUACUUCAACCUUUCCCACCCUUUUUAAGAGUAAUACGCAAGGAGCUCUCCUAGAAUAACUAUUUAUUUUUGUUUUAUUUAUUAUUGCUUGUCAAUGUUUCUUUUCUGAUGCUUUUUUCUGACUUUUUAUCUACUUACGUCCUUUACAAAUGUUCAUGGCGUCUCACGUGGUCAUCUACAUCUAUCCAAAAUCGUUCCAAUCAUAAUUAAAUGCAUUUUGGUUUAUGUUGUACAUAAGACAUUGUUUCAUGUAUAGGUAAUCUGUUAUGCACUAUGCAAUGUAAAUAAACUUUUAAAAUACGAAAGAACUUCAAUAGAAAUUUGUACGAAUCUAACUCAUUCCAAACGUAAUAUUGUGGCAAAUGUUUAUAUGAUUCUUGUUGUGUGUGUGUCUAUUAUACAUGAUUAAACGAUUGUUUAAAAAAUA